GCCGCUAGGUGGCGCAUGCGCCCUGGAGGGUGCGGGCCGGUCUCCGGGAAGAAGGCAGCGGCGGCGGCGGCGACGGCGGUGGCGACGGCGGCGGCUGUGGGGAAAGGCGGGGGCGCCGUGGGGGCCGUGCCCGUGUUUACACAGCGGCGGGCGGGCGCGGACGCGGAACCUGGCGCGGCGGCGGCAGGAUGGUCAUGGCGCAUUUCGUCGAAAAUUUUUGGAGCUACAAUAGAAGAAGCAUACUCCAGGUCAAUGACGAAACUAGCAAAAUCUGCAAGCAAUUAUUCACAACUUGGAACAUUUGCACCAGUGUGGGAUGUGUUCAAAACAUCUACAGAGAAAUUAGCAAACUGUCACUUGGAUCUUGUUAGAAAAUUACAAGAACUAAUAAAGGAAGUUCAGAAGUAUGGAGAAGAACAAGUAAAAUCUCAUAAAAAGACUAAAGAAGAAGUUGCAGGAACUCUGGAAGCUGUUCAAACCAUUCAAAGCAUAACUCAGGCCCUCCAGAAAUCCAAGGAAAAUUAUAAUGCCAAGUGUGUAGAACAAGAACGUUUGAGAAAGGAAGGAGCUACACAAAGAGAAAUAGAAAAGGCAGCUGUUAAAUCUAAGAAAGCUACAGAUACCUAUAAACUUUAUGUGGAGAAGUAUGCAUUAGCAAAAGCUGAUUUUGAACAGAAAAUGACAGAAACAGCUCAGAAGUUUCAAGAUAUUGAAGAAACACAUCUCAUUCACAUAAAGGAAAUUAUAGAAUCCUUGUCAAAUGCUAUAAAGGAAAUUCAUUUGCAAAUAGGCCAGGUCCAUGAAGAAUUUAUAAAUAACAUGGCUAACACUACAGUUGAAAGCUUGAUUCAAAAGUUUGCUGAGUCAAAAGGCACUGGGAAGGAAAGACCUGGCCUUAUUGAAUUUGAAGAAUGUGACCCUGCUAGUGCAGUUGAAGGUGUAAAACCAAGGAAAAGAAAGACUUUUGGUUUACCAGGGAUAAUUAAAAAGGAAAAGGAUGCAGAGUCUGUGGAAUGCCCUGAUGCAGAUUCACUUAACAUUCCUGAUGUAGAUGAAGAAGGCUAUAGUAUAAAACCAGAAGCAAAUCAGAAUGAUACCAAAGAGAACCAUUUCUACUCAUCUAGUGAUUCUGAUUCUGAAGAUGAAGAACCAAAGAAGUAUCGGAUACAGAUCAAACCCAUGCAUCCAAAUAACUCGCAUCACACAAUGGCUUCCUUGGAUGAAUUAAAAGUGUCCAUAGGAAAUAUCACUCUCUCCCCAGCAAUAUCUAGACAUAGCCCAGUGCAGAUGAAUCGGAAUUCUUCUAGUGAAGAGUUAACAAAAUCAAAGCCAUGUGCUGCUUCCAAUGAGAAAGGGACCAGCGAUUUACUUGCUUGGGAUCCCCUGUUUGGACCAUCUCUUGAUUCAUCUUCUUCAGCUUCAUUAACUUCAUCAUCAUCAUCAGCCCGGCCCACAACUCCUCUUUCUGUAGGCACCAUUGUCCCACCUCCAAGGCCUGCUUCCAGACCAAAGCUUACUUCAGGCAAACUCAGUGGGAUUAAUGAAAUAGUAUGUACUCAGCCCAGGCCAUUCAGCCCACCUAUAACUUCCAAUACCAGCCCACCUCCUGCAGCUCCUUUAGCCCGGGCAGAGAGUUCUUCCUCUAUCUCAUCUUCAGCUUCAUUAAGUGCUGCCAACACUCCAACAGUAGGUGUGUCACGAGGUCCCAGCCCUGUCAGCCUUGGAAAUCAAGACACCUUACCUGUGGCAGUUGCCCUUACAGAAUCUGUUAAUGCCUAUUUUAAAGGAGCAGAUCCCACCAAGUGUAUUGUGAAGAUCACUGGUGACAUGACGGUAUCAUUCCCAAGUGGAAUUAUUAAAGUCUUCACUAGCAAUCCAUCUCCAGCUGUGCUGUGCUUCAGGGUGAAAAAUAUCAGCAGGCUAGAGCAAAUUCUUCCAAAUGCACAACUUGUGUUCAGUGAUCCAUCACAGUGUGAUUCUAACACAAAAGAUUUUUGGAUGAACAUGCAGGCUGUUACUGUCUACCUCAAGAAGCUAUCAGAGCAAAAUCCAGCUGCUUCUUACUAUAAUGUAGACGUAUUAAAGUAUCAGGUAUCAUCAAACGGUAUUCAGUCUACUCCUCUAAAUCUUGCAACAUACUGGAAAUGCAGUGCUGGCACCACAGAUCUUAGAGUGGAUUAUAAGUACAACCCAGAAGCUAUGGUGGCACCAAGUGUGCUUUCCAACAUACAGGUGGUGGUACCUGUGGAUGGAGGAGUCACAAACAUGCAGUCCCUUCCCCCUGCGAUAUGGAAUGCAGAACAAAUGAAAGCCUUUUGGAAACUGUCUGGUAUUUCAGAGAAAUCAGAAAAUGGAGGUUCUGGGUCCCUCAGAGCAAAAUUUGAUCUUUCAGAAGGACCUAGUAAACCCACCACACUUGCAGUGCAAUUCCUCAGCGAGGGAAAUACCCUCUCAGGAGUAGAUAUUGAGCUUGUAGGCACUGGCUAUAGGCUUUCCUUAGUAAAGAAGCGGUUUGCCACUGGACGAUACCUGGCAGAUUGUUGAUGGACCUGGGACACUGGUUGGCUCGAAAGAAGUACAGGCUUGCCAUCCUGUGUUGUCUAUUCUUUCCAACACUAUGUUAGCUUGAAUUAGGUCUUUGACCAUACACAUAUUUGAGAACUGAUUACAAACAUUAAGUUGCACUUUUGAAGUGGGUCAUCAAAAGCAAUAGCACUGAAAUGAUUUUCAGCACUGAAAUGAUUUUCAACACUCUUAAUGAUCAACUGCCAUUUUCCAGAAGCACAUUUGUUGAGAUUCUCAGUAAAAUGAAGUUUUCCUAGGCUGAAAUUUUACAUUAUCUUCAGUGUCUAUGUUCAGUGGUAGUGUAUUAUCAGGCCUAAAAUUUCAGGAGAGCAAGCACAAAAUAAUUCAGCUUUCCAUAAAUUUUUAGAGUCAAAGAUAGUUUUGAAAUUUCCUGAGUUUGAUAUUGAAUGGAGAAACACAGAAUGUGACUUGUAAGUUUUGGAUAAUGUUAAUUUAGAAUGCUGAAAUUGAGUUAUGUGCCAUAAAGUAAUCAGACCAGAGUCUAAGGCGUAUGCAAAAAAUGUAUAAUUUGAUUCUCAUAUAAACAUUAAUAAAGUGUAAAUGGUG
This is a messenger RNA of Mustela erminea (ermine), 3132 nucleotides long. It is a transcript of the gene FCHO2, whose product is annotated as FCH and mu domain containing endocytic adaptor 2. The record is from RefSeq and is a predicted model, not a curated record. The transcript has 25 exons. Gene Ontology annotation, cellular component: clathrin-coated pit; clathrin-coated vesicle; cytoplasm. Gene Ontology annotation, biological process: synaptic vesicle endocytosis; clathrin coat assembly; clathrin-dependent endocytosis. Bases 16 to 2544 code for a protein of 842 amino acids. Lineage: Eukaryota; Metazoa; Chordata; Mammalia; Carnivora; Mustelidae.